Molecule: messenger RNA, 1578 nt
Organism: Lasiodiplodia theobromae
Lineage: Eukaryota; Fungi; Ascomycota; Dothideomycetes; Botryosphaeriales; Botryosphaeriaceae
Exons: 6
Coding region: 1-1578 (525 amino acids)
Biological process (GO): regulation of transcription by RNA polymerase II; DNA-templated transcription
Cellular component (GO): chromatin
Molecular function (GO): DNA-binding transcription factor activity, RNA polymerase II-specific; RNA polymerase II cis-regulatory region sequence-specific DNA binding; zinc ion binding
Source: RefSeq, a predicted model, not a curated record
AUGUGUGUCAGCUAUGCCACAAGGCGUACUCCACAGCCGGCCAUCUCCGCCGCCACGAGACUACUCAUUCUGGACGAAAGUCUGCCCAGUGUCCUUUUUGCAGCCGGCCGUUCGCCAGAUCGGACGUCGCCCGGAGACAUGCCGUUUCAUGCGCCAGGAAGCAGCAGGCGGACGCCCCUCCGCAAGCCAAGCGUGGUCGGAAGGCCCGAGCCUGCGACCGGUGUACCUUCCUUCGAGUCAUCACUCGCCGCAUUCGCAGCAGUUGAGAACCAUGCGGAUCCAGCCAAUGCUGCCGAGUGGCAAUUUUUCCCGGACGAAGACACAUCCUCCUUUGGAUGGAGCUGUGCUGGCGCUUUGUUUGAUAUCUGGUGCAACUAUGGGGAUGAGGACAACAGUGGCCUCGAUCAGCUGCCGCUAACCUAUAACGCUUCGCCGCAUCUCAGCGCUCGUCUAGAUGAAGCCGUCGACCAACUGGCUAACGUCAGCGGGACAGACUUUGACUACGACUUCGCGAGAUCUGUCUUCACCACAGGCAAUCUUCCCGGCUUUGUGAAUAGCUUCUUCAGCAACUUCCACCAACAAAUGCCCAUCAUGCACCGGCCAACCUUCUCGCUAGAGACGGCACCGAUGGCUCUUCUCGUGGCGAUUUUUGCCGUCGGUUUGGCAAUCAGCUCGGGCACCAAGCAAAGGUCGUCGAAAGCUCGCCGUUUGCUGGGCCUCAUCGAGGAAUACAUCUUCACACAGAACCCUUUCAGGCGUUAUCUGGGCCGGGAUGAUGGCUGCGCGGCGGCGUCAGGCGAGUUUGAAGUCCUGCAGGCGGCUUUCAUCAUAUCCACAAUACAAAGCGGCAUGCACGACAUCGCAACGCGGCGCCGGAUAAGAGUGGAGAGGAACCCCGUCCUGGUCGCCGUCGUGCGCGCAGCGGGAUUGUUGGGGUGGUCUCGGAAGCGGGCUAAGUCCAGCUGGGAGGAAUUCGUAGCGGACGAGUGUCGAAUAAGGCUCGGAAUGUUUACGAUCAUGUACGACAGCCACCUCUGCCUGUUCUACAGCAGCUCUCCACAGGCAUCCGUGGCAGAAAUGACAGGGGACAUGUUGUGCAAUGAGGAGCUGUUUGAGGCCGAGACAGCAAUCGAAUUUGAGAGGAUCAUGAUGCUGGAGCCUCCACGAGAAUGCCUGUCAAUGUGCGAGUUAAUCAAUGGGCUGACACGUGGUGCUCGGGUCGGGGUGCAGGAUGGCUUUCCCACGCUACAUCCACUCCAGCUGCAGGCUGUCAUAUGGGUUAUGGCUGGCGUCGUCCAUACGGCUCGCAUAAGCGUGCUCGCAUCGGCACAGCUGAGCGCCGUGUUUUGCGCAACGGAGAAAUGGAAGGUGCUCUGGGAAGAAGCGACUGCAAGGGCGGAAGCAAAGGGAAUAUUGCUGUCCAAAGUGACGCGGCAUGCGGGCGAGAUCUGCUGGCUGCUGCAGACAAUCGUCCAGGCAACACUGAGGGGCGAUAUCGACUGCUCUUACAUGCGUACCUUUGCGAGAGAUUCUUUGGCUGCUGUGGCCGAGUUUAUUGGGAAACACAAAAAGUUGUAG